CACCAUCAAUGGCGAGCACAACCGAGCGCGCUGUCGUGGACACGCCUGCCCCUGCGGCCAACCGCCUGACCAUCGAAGAGGCCUACAAGGAUGACAAAGUCGACUUUGAGCUGAUCAAGCGCCAUUUCGUCAGCGAGGGUCGAUUGUCCGAGGAUCUCGCUCUGCGUAUUCUGCGCGAGGGCACUGCCGUUCUGCGCGCCGAGGAGACCCUUCUUAACAUUGACGCACCCAUCACUGUUUGCGGCGACAUCCAUGGCCAGUUCUUCGAUCUCAUGAAGCUGUUCGAAGUCGGCGGUCAUCCAAGCACAACACGAUACCUUUUCCUGGGCGACUAUGUUGAUCGCGGCUACUUUUCGAUCGAGUGCGUCUUGUAUCUUUGGGCCCUGAAAACCACCUUCAAGGACUCUCUGUUCCUCUUGCGAGGCAAUCACGAGUGCCGACACCUGACAGAGUACUUUACAUUCAAGCAAGAAUGCAAGUACAAGUACUCUGAGACCGUCUACGAAGCAUGCAUGGAGGCCUUUGACUGCCUACCACUGGCAGCUGUUAUGAACGGACAGUUCCUUUGCGUGCAUGGUGGAUUGUCGCCCGAAAUCAACACAUUGGAUGACAUCCGAAAGAUUGAUCGAAUCCGAGAGCCCCCGGCGUACGGCCCCAUGUGCGAUCUGCUAUGGGCAGACCCCCUCGAGGACUUUGGUGAAGAGAAGGACGAUGAUUUCUACGUGCACAACCACGUUCGCGGCUGCUCGUUCUUUUACAGCUACCACGCAGCGUGCGCCUUCCUCGAGAAGAACAACUUGCUGUCAAUUAUCCGCGCACACGAGGCACAAGAUGCAGGGUAUCGCAUGUACAAGAAGAGCACCACCACCGGCUUCCCAUCGGUCAUCACCAUUUUCUCAGCACCCAAUUACCUCGAUGUCUACAACAACAAGGCUGCCGUUCUCAAAUACGAAAACAACGUCAUGAACAUUCGUCAGUUCAACUGCUCACCGCAUCCGUACUGGCUGCCCAACUUCAUGGACGUCUUCACCUGGUCGUUGCCAUUCGUGGGCGAGAAGGUUAUUGCCAUGCUCAUGGCCAUGCUCAAUAUCUGCUCCGACGAAGAGCUGGCUGAUGACGACACUUCUGAGGAAGGAGCUGCUGAAAAGGCCGCUCGCCGAGAAGCCAUCAAGAACAAGAUUAUGGCUGUCGGCAAGAUGGCCCGUCUGUUCUCGGUUCUCCGUGAAGAGAGCGAGAGCAUUCUCACCCUCAAGGGUCUCACUCCCAACCAGCAGCUGCCUCAAGGCAUCUUGUCCAAGGGCAAGCAAGGCAUUAAGAGUGCAAUCACCACGUUCGCCGAGGCCAAGGAAGUCGAUCGUGAGAACGAGCGCAUGCCUCCGCGAAAGGAUUCAACAGAACAAGAUCUGGCUCGCAACAUGUCGCGCAUGAAAGUGUAAAGUGCUCGACGUGCUGCAAGGCUCUCCCUGAAAUUCGCGGUGAACAUUGCGCGGUGGGCUCGCCUGGGAAACCCCCCCCAUUUUUUCGUCGUUUCAGUUGGCCUACUUUCAUCAUCUCUCUUUUUCCUUUUUUUUUUGUUGUUGUUUGAAGCCUCCUUUUUGUGUCCCUGUGAAAAGUCCUUUUUUUCGGUUUGCCUUCUACUCUUUGCCGGUCUCUGACUGUGUCUUCUCUCAUCUUCGACGCCCGGCUGCGCUGCUGACUUGCUUCCAUUUCUUUGGGGUUUGUCUUUUGCGUAUGCAUUUUUCAACUCGCCUCGUCUCCCGAGAGUCCUUUCGGGGGGCCCUCGUAUUAAUUUUCGUUGUUGUCUCUUGUUGUCGUCUUUCGCAUGGCCCUUCAUUCUGUUCCCCUUUUGCUUUACCAAUUCCCUACGUGUCAGAAUUGUCGGUUUUUUGUUUGUUGUGAAAUGCGUUCUGCAUGAAGCGCCAGUUAUCCAACUUAUCAGCUUUGUUUGUCUGCUAUCCUGCAACGCAAAGCACAUUAAAAGCAUUCUUCAAUGGA
Capsaspora owczarzaki ATCC 30864 is the source of this 1995-nucleotide messenger RNA. RefSeq names its product calcineurin A alpha. Gene Ontology annotation, cellular component: calcineurin complex; cytoplasm. Lineage: Eukaryota; Filasterea; Ministeriida; Capsasporidae. Gene Ontology annotation, biological process: calcineurin-mediated signaling. The record is from RefSeq and is a predicted model, not a curated record. The transcript is spliced from 7 exons. Gene Ontology annotation, molecular function: calmodulin binding; calmodulin-dependent protein phosphatase activity. The coding region runs from base 9 to 1436 and encodes 475 amino acids.